This is a messenger RNA of Auanema sp. JU1783, 1659 nucleotides long. NCBI's taxonomy places the organism in Eukaryota, Metazoa, Nematoda, Chromadorea, Rhabditida, Rhabditidae. The record is from the annotation of a GenBank genome assembly.
AUGCAAACUGUCAAGCUUAAUAAGAAAGCCAUGGUGGUAUUAGGUGGCUGUGUUAUAUUUUUCAUUAUCGCUUUAUCAUAUUUACCAUCAUCUGAACCAUCGCCUAUACCACGGGUACCAGUUAGGGCAAUUAGACAUCAAAUUAAUGAACAACAUCCGGUUAAACAUAGUUUACCGCUUGAUAAUAGGAUAGAAGAUUUUGAUGUUGAGCGAGCUGAUGAGAAAUUAAGGAAAGAAGUAGUAAAGCCUGAUUUUUCGGACGAAGUUGAUCAAAAUGAUAACGCUUAUCGUCAGAAGUUUGUGAAAGAUAUGAUGUUACACGCUUGGAAUGGCUAUAAAAAUUAUUCUUGGGGUGCUAAUGAGGUUCGUCCAAUCGCGAAAUCAGCGAAUAGCCAAGCUAUAUUUGGAGGAAAAGAUAUGCCAGCAACUAUUGUUGAUGCAGCUGAUACAUUAUGGAUCAUGGGACUUAAGAAAGAGUAUCAAGAUGCUCGCGACUAUAUAAAGGAGCAUAUGGAUAUGGCUAAAGCUACAGGAACGCUAUCUGUAUUCGAAACGACAAUUCGUUUUCUGGGAGGGUUAUUGUCAUUAUAUGCAUUGACAAAAGAAGAAUUUUAUAUCGAUAAAGCUCGAGGUGUGGGAGAAGCUUUGCUACCCGCUUUCAACACUCCAACUGGAAUCCCUAAAAGUAAUAUAGAUAUGUCCACUAAAUAUGCUUCAAAUUAUGCAUGGGCUAAUGGAGGAUCUUCUAUCCUUGCUGAAUAUGGAUCGUUACAUUUGGAAUUUGUCUACUUGAGCAAAAUAACAAAACAACCAAUCUUUGAAAAGAAAGUCAAGAAGAUCAGAAACUAUUUGGACAAAUUGGACAAAGUCAAUGGCCUUUACCCCAACUAUAUCAACCCUGAAACAGGCAAAUGGUCUCUUCCAUAUCAUAUAUCUUUGGGAGCUCUAGGAGAUUCUUACUAUGAGUAUUUGAUCAAAUCAUGGAUCCAAUCCGGUAAAAAAGAUAAUCAGGCCAAGAAGAUGUACUGGGAUACUAGUGAUGCCGUGCAAAAACACAUGGUCUUCCGAUCAGCCAAAUCUAAUUUGACAUAUGUUGCUGAGCUUAGAAGUGGUCAACCAGAUCACAAAAUGGGCCAUUUAGCUUGUUUCUGCGUCGGAAUGUUUGCUUUGCAAGCUGUCAAUGAACCAACUCAACAAUUGAAAGAAAAAACAAUGAGCUUAGCAGAAGAACUCGGAAAAACUUGCCAUGAAAGUUACAUUAGAUCUCAAACCGGAAUCGGUCCGGAAAUGUUUUAUUUUAGUCCAAUGGAUGAAGCAACGAGCUUGCGUAAUGAGAACGGGUAUAUUCUUCGUCCAGAAGUUCUUGAAGGUUUCUUCUAUUUAUGGAGACUGACUGGCAAAGAGAAAUAUCGAGAUUGGGUUUGGACAGCUAUCCAAGCAAUGGAGAAGUAUUGUAAGAAAGAAGGUGGUUAUGCUGGUUUGAGAAAUGUUUACAAUCCAUCUCAGGGAUCAGACGAUGUUCAACAAUCCUUCUUCUUAGCUGAAACCUUGAAAUAUGCAUAUUUGACUUUCACUGAUACUUCUGUUAUGGAUUUAAAUAAGUGGGUAUUCAAUACUGAAGCUCAUGCAUUCCCAAUUGAUGAUUCCGCAUCUGAAUAA